This is a messenger RNA of Harpia harpyja (harpy eagle), 2457 nucleotides long. RefSeq names its product solute carrier family 2, facilitated glucose transporter member 11-like. Gene Ontology annotation, biological process: monosaccharide transmembrane transport. Gene Ontology annotation, cellular component: membrane. The transcript has 12 exons. Gene Ontology annotation, molecular function: hexose transmembrane transporter activity. The record is from RefSeq and is a predicted model, not a curated record. NCBI's taxonomy places the organism in Eukaryota, Metazoa, Chordata, Aves, Accipitriformes, Accipitridae. Bases 46 to 1545 code for a protein of 499 amino acids.
CAGGUACUAGCCAGUAAGCAACAGGAAUCAGCUCUUUCAUAGGAUAUGGCUACCUUCUUCUCUGACCUGGUUCAGUUCCGGGGACUAUUUCAAAUGAUCUUGGUGCUGGGAAUUGGUGGUAGUUUCCCAUAUGGAUUCCACAUUUCUGUCAUCAACUAUCCUUCUGUGCACAUCAGGAAGUUUAUUAAUGAAACCUGGAUAGAGCGACAUGGCUCUCCCCUCCAUCCUGAGACAAUCAUGCUGUUGUGGUCCUUCAUUGUGUCUGUUUAUGGGAUAGGAGGAUUCCUGGGGAGCAUCUGCUGUGGCUACCUGACUACAAAAUACAGGAAAAAAAAGUGCCAAAUGUGCACCAACCUGAUCAUGCUGGUAGCUGCACUUUUCAUGGCCUUCAGUAAAACAGCCAAAUCCUUUGAGAUGAUUCUGGUCGGACGCUUUCUCUAUGGCAUUGGUACAGGUUUUUCUCUCAACAUACAUCCUCAGUAUGUAGGAGAGAUUUCACCCAAGAAGUUGCGUGGAUUUACCAACUCCACAGUUGCUGUUUUUCUGACACUGGGAAAAGUCACAGGACAGGUUAUUGGACUACGGGAGAUUUUAGGAAGCGAAGCUUUGUGGCCAUGGUUAUUAGCAUCUAGUGGACUUUCAGCAUUGGUUCAACUGGUUACCCUCCCAUUUUUCCCUGAUUCACCAUCCUACCUCCUGAUACAGAAGGGUAAUGAGGAAGCCUGCAGGAAAGCCAUCAGGAAGCUCUGGGGGGAAGGGGACCAUCAAGCAGAAAUUGAUGACAUUAUGAAGGAGAAGGUUACAAUGACAAGCACAAAAACCUUGCGUGUCCUCGAAGUAAUAAAAGAGCGAUCUUUGCGCUGGCAACUUUACAUUUUGAUGACUGUCAUGACCACCUUGCAGCUCUGUGGAAUCAAUGCAAUAUACUUCUAUUCUUUUGAAGUAUUCCACACAGCCAAGUUUGAAGAAUACCUUAUCCCAUACGUGUCCCUGGGAGUUGGGUUGUGUGAAUGCUUAUCCUCUAUACUGUGUAGCACCCUUAUAGACCGAUUUGGGAGGAAGGUGCUGCUAUGGGGAGGAUACACGCUGAUGUGUUCUGUGCUAGCACUCCUUACCAUGACCCUGUCACUGCAGCAUCAGUUUUUCUGGAUGCACUACUUCAGUGUUAUCUUGAUCUUCCUGUUCGUUGUCUUCUAUGGAAUUGGACCGUCUGGAGCCACUAUAUCUAUCAUGGUUGAAAUCUUCAGCCAGUCAUUCAGACCAUCAGCCUUUCUGAUUGUUGGCUGCAUCAACUGGAUGGGACUGUUUGUACUUGGGAUGAUUUUUCCACUGAUUGUUGAUAACCUUGGACCCUUCUGCUUCCUUAUCUUUUUGGGAAUCCUUGCUUUAUCAGCAAUUUUCAUCUACCUGUAUCUCCCUGAGACCAAGGGAAAGUCAAUCAUGGAAAUAAAAGCAGAGUUCAACAAGCUGAAUUUUGGGAAAAAAGAAACCUCAGUCACUGAAAAUAGCUUUCCUAAGGAACAGUUGUUCUGCACUAAACUCUGAACGUCCAGAGCAGAAAUUUGCAUCUCUUAGGAAAGACAGGAAACAAUGUUGCAAUAGAACUAAACAGGAAACAUUAAAAAACAGACUGCAAGGUCUUCUGUCUCUUAUUCCCUUUUUCUUUUUUUUUUAAUAUUGAUAAGAAAUUCAUUAUGCUACUGUUUUAUUUCUUGCUGUUAUCUAAAUAUUUUCACAGGAAAUUUCAUCACUCCAUUUUAAGACCUACUGGAUAUAAUGAGAUUUUUUCUAAAAAAGCCCCCAACCUUUUAUGCUAGUCUACCUUAUAAAGUUUUAAAACAUUUUGUUAGCAGUUCAUAGGGCCCAAAUCCUGCUAGAAGAACAUACAUACAGGCUCUGCUCACAUCCCUGGACCCACAACCCUGGGCCUCAGUUGGUCUCUCUUGUUCCCAGGAGUCCUGUCCAAUGUCACAGGUACCUGAAUGGUUUGUUAUUAAGCUUUCCUAAAUGAGACCUCACUAGCUCUAAGCACCUCAUAAUCAGGAAACUGCUGACAAAUAGCUCAGAGUAUCAGAAAUAUGAAGGAACAAAUGAAAUAAUUUAAGACAAACCAAGGGAAGGAAGGAUUAAGACAUCUAAAUGAUCAUCAGUCAUGAGGCUGGGGAAACAUAGAAGUCUAAAAUAUUUGACUAGCAGCCUGCCAGAGGAAAAGCUAGAUACAUGGUUUAGGGUGACCCGAGCAGAUACAGAUUCACAAGAUAGCACAGUAAAUUAGGAAAAAAGUUUCCAGCCAUAAUAACAGAAAAAAAUAUUGAAGGUGAAAUUGUAUUGUGCAACAAUCCUUCUGGAGAUGUAAUGGAAAUCUGAGUGGAGAACAUCACAGUAACUCUGGACAGGGAGAAGGACCUGCCAAACAGAGAUAUUAUUGUAUGCAAAAGAAGUAAAAUGGCUGGUAUA